AUGAGCGUCAUCGACAUUCUUUUCAGGGUCGACGAAAUCUGCAAGAAAUACGACAAGUAUGAUGUCGAAAAGCAGCGCUCUGCCGGCCACGACGAUGCCUUCGCUCGUCUCUACUCGGCGUUCGAAUCCCAAAUCGACGCGGCCAUCCAGAGAGCAGAGACCGCGGCGACGGAAACGAAUAGGGCAAAGGUGGUGGCGAUGAAUGCGGAGGUCCGGCGGUUGAAAGCCCGGCUCAUGGAAGAGGUGCCUAAGCUGCAGAAGCUUGCAAACAAGAGGGUAAAAGGGCUCUCAAAAGAAGAACUCGAAGCUCGUUCCGAACUUGUUCUCACACUCCCAGAAAGAAUUAAAGCAAUACCCGACGAAGUGAAUGCUACAAACAAACACACACAAGGCUGGGGAGCUUCUUCGUCUCGUAACAACAUAAAGUUCGACUAUGAUCCCGAGCGCUUGGACAACGAUUUCUUCCAACAAUCAGAUGAAUCGGCGCAAUUUAGAAGUGAAUAUGAGAUGCGGAAAAUGAAGCAGGAUGAAGGUCUCGACGUAAUUUCCGAGGGCCUCGAUACAUUAAAGAACUUGGCAAGGGACAUGAAUGAGGAACUCGAUAGGCAAGUUCCAUUAAUGGAUGAGAUGGAUACCAAGAUGGACAAGGCAUCGAGUGAUCUAAGGCGUAACAAUGUUCGACUCAAGGAAACACUCCAUAACGUGAGGUCUAGCCGGAACUUCUGCAUCGACAUUAUUCUAAUGUGUAUUCUUUUGGGAAUCGCAUCUUAUUUAUACAAUGUACUUAGCUGAACUCAUGCGCGCGGGACAGCUGAGAAGAUUCUGCAAUAAUAACAUUUCAUCGAUAUUGAUACUAUGCUACAUAACCUUAAACCGUAAAUUCCCAAACCCUAACACCUUGUAUUCAAGAACUUGUUGC
Andrographis paniculata is the source of this 919-nucleotide messenger RNA. Its product is annotated as syntaxin-71-like. Lineage: Eukaryota; Viridiplantae; Streptophyta; Magnoliopsida; Lamiales; Acanthaceae. Gene Ontology annotation, molecular function: SNARE binding; SNAP receptor activity. The record is from RefSeq and is a predicted model, not a curated record. The transcript has 9 exons. The coding region runs from base 1 to 792 and encodes 263 amino acids. Gene Ontology annotation, biological process: intracellular protein transport; vesicle fusion. Gene Ontology annotation, cellular component: endomembrane system; SNARE complex; membrane.